CCUUGUAUACAUAGCAGGCAAACACCUUGGUCAUGGUAGCAUCAGCGCUUGAGUCAUCAAUGGUUGGUCUUUGUAUACAGCCAAGCUGACCGCGUGCAGCACAGUCCAUCACAAUAGCUUUGCCGUCUGCAACUCUGGGCCAAGCCGAAGCGAGCCGCAGACAGUCGCGAGUGCGUCUCAUUCAGCUCGAUUCGACCGAAGUCAACCCUCGCUCGAUCAUCUUACCAUCAAGUUUGCAGUCCCCACGCAUCUAGUAUCUGCAAGCUGCAGCAGCCAGCACUGAAGGACACGUAAUAAAGCGCGUCUGGAGCGAGAGGAUCAAAGAUGGGGACAGGCUCAUGGGACUAUAUCAGCAAGUUCAUUCUCAUAGGCGACUCCGCCGUCGGCAAGUCGUCCAUCCUUGUGCGACUGACUGAUGAUCGGUUCUUAGCCGACUCUGACCCCACGAUCGGCGUCGAGUUCGGCUCGCAUGUGAUCGCGCUUGACAAUGGAGAGCGGAUCAAAGUACAAGUGUGGGACACCGCCGGCAGCGAGAGUUUCCGUUCGAUAACGCGAUCCUAUUACCGCGGCGCAGCUGGUGCGCUGCUCGUCUUUUCCCUCACGCACCGCGCGUCGUUCGAGCAUGCCAAGGAGUGGCUGGAGGAUGUGCGGGAGCACGCAGAGGAAAGCGUCAGCGUCGUGCUCGUGGGCAACAUGCGCGAUGUCGCCGAUGCCGACGCUGAUGCCGACGCUGAUGCUGAUGCCGUCUCCGGGAAUAGCAAGGAGGGCGAGAAUGCGGGCGAACAGAAGGCCCUGGCAGAGCAAACGGGCGAAAUGCCAAAUGCGGCAGUGGCCGGGGUGACAGCCGAAGGAGAGAGCAGCGGUGGAAAGCCGCGGUCAGCACGGACAGGUAAUGGCCCAUCAGUAGGAGCGGUCGCCGCUGCUAAGAGCAAGCGGAAAAUCGGACCGGCGCGGCAAGUGAGCGUAGAAGAAGCAAAGGCGUUUGCAAGGAAGGAAGGCCUGAUGUACGUCGAGACGAGUGCCAAAACAGGAGAGAACAUCGAAGAAGCAUUCACAAAAGCGGCGCGCGACAUACACACUAAGUUCCUCGCGCGCCUUGCCGCGCAAAAAUUGCCCGGCGGCGGCGGCGGAGGCAGCACCAGCACUUCCUCUGCAGCAGCGGUGGGCGAGGCUGGCCUGCGCCUCGGACGUAGCAGUGCCGGCGGCGGCGUGAGCCUCGAGACGCCCGUGCGGAGUGCGGACGGGAGAGGGAAGGAUGGGAAGGGCUGUUGCGUCGUCAUGUGACGCAGAGUAAUAGCCGGCCGGCCGUCCGUGCCUGUGCCUAUGCAUAAAUUCCUGGUGGUCAAAGACUUCGAGUCACCUCUGCAUGCGCCGCCGCCGCGGUUUUGUGUACCUGCUUGUUGUACUUGUAGUCUGAAUCUGAAUCAUUGCCAUUCAC
Molecule: messenger RNA, 1438 nt
Organism: Tilletiaria anomala UBC 951
Lineage: Eukaryota; Fungi; Basidiomycota; Exobasidiomycetes; Georgefischeriales; Tilletiariaceae
Product: ras-domain-containing protein
Exons: 5
Coding region: 325-1284 (319 amino acids)
Biological process (GO): regulation of endocytosis
Cellular component (GO): endosome
Molecular function (GO): GTP binding; GTPase activity
Source: RefSeq, a predicted model, not a curated record